Messenger RNA from Pediculus humanus corporis (human body louse), 1986 nucleotides. Its product is annotated as methylcrotonoyl-CoA carboxylase subunit alpha, putative. The record is from RefSeq and is a predicted model, not a curated record. Lineage: Eukaryota; Metazoa; Arthropoda; Insecta; Psocodea; Pediculidae. The coding region runs from base 1 to 1986 and encodes 661 amino acids. Gene Ontology annotation, cellular component: mitochondrion. Gene Ontology annotation, molecular function: ATP binding; methylcrotonoyl-CoA carboxylase activity; metal ion binding. The transcript is spliced from 10 exons.
AUGAUGCAUGGUUUUAAUAAAAAUCUAAAAGUUAUUUCAGUGUUUUGUGGUUUAACAGGACUUACUACCUUUUAUAGUACAAAAAUUGAUAAAGUUCUGAUAGCCAACAGAGGUGAAAUAACUUGUAGAAUUAUAAAAACAGCAAGGAAGUUAGGAAUAAAAACAGUUGCCGUGUUUAGUGAUGCUGACGAGCAUUCCAUGCAUACAUCUUUGGCAGAUGAGGCAUAUAACAUAGGCCCUGCACCUUCUCAGGAAAGUUAUUUGAGAGGAGAUAAAUUGAUUACUAUAGCAAAACAUGCUAAAUGUCAAGCUAUUCAUCCAGGCUAUGGUUUUUUAUCUGAAAAUACUGAAUUUGCUCUCCAAUGUUCCGAAGCUGGUAUAUAUUUCAUUGGCCCACCUGCAUCUGCAAUUAGAGACAUGGGAAUUAAAAGCACAUCAAAGGCCAUAAUGAUUGAAGCUGGUGUUCCAACUAUAUUAGGGUAUCAUGGUAAAGAUCAGUCUGAUUCUAAGUUGUUAGAAGAAGCAGAGAAAAUUGGUUUUCCGAUUAUGAUAAAAGCUGUUAGGGGAGGAGGAGGAAAGGGAAUGAGAAUUGCAUUAACAAAAAAUGACUUUUUUAUGCAAUUAAACUCUGCCAGAUCUGAAGCAACUAAAGCAUUUGGGGAUUCUGAUAUGCUGUUAGAAAAAUUUCCUGGAUUAUCGGAUGAUCUGCGAAAAAGAUUAGGAACUGCUGCUAGUCAAGCAGCUAGAGCUGUCGGAUAUGUUGGAGCUGGAACAGUUGAAUUCAUUCUCGAUAAAAAAACUCAUGAGUAUUUUUUUAUGGAAAUGAACACAAGACUGCAAGUGGAACAUCCUGUUACAGAAAUGGUUACUGGAACUGAUUUAGUUGAGUGGCAAUUCAAGGUUGCAAAUGGGGAAAAACUUCCACUCAAACAAGAAGAAAUAAAAUUACACGGACAUGCUUUUGAAGCUCGGAUUUAUGCUGAAAAUCCUGAACAGAAUUUUUUUCCAGGAGCAGGAAAAUUGGAAUAUUUAAAUACGCCUUUAGAAAAUAACGACGUAAGAGUAGAAAUUGGUGUAAGGCAAGGAGAUGAUAUUUCAGUGUAUUACGACCCAAUGAUAGCAAAACUUGUUGUGUGGGGAUCCGAGCGGGAGGAGGCAUUAUUAAAAUUUAAAAAUAAUCUAACCAAUUUUAAUGUUGCCGGAUUAGAAACAAAUAUCAAUUUUUUACUGUCUUUAUCUGAUCAUCCAGAGUUUAAAAAAGGAAAUGUUCAUACUAAUUUUAUUCCUGAUCAUAUGGCAGAAUUAUUCCCGAAAAGAAAAUACACAGCAGAAAACAUAGCAGCUGUCGUUCUUGCUCAAAUAUUUACAGAACAUUCUAAUAAUAUUAAACACAUUGAAUCUAGUGAUCCAUUUGUUGCGGCAGGUUCAUUUAGAUUAAAUCAUUGUUUGGAAAGAAAUUUAAUGUACAAUUUUAGUGAAAAAGUCAAAGCAAUAAUUAAUGUUGUGUGCCUUAAUAACAAUACAUGGAAAAUUAACUAUAUAAUUCAAGAUGAAGAUGAAAAAGAAAGUAAUAAUUAUGAAUUUGAAGUGUGUGGAUCAUACUUAAAGAGACAAGAUGAUAUGACCAUAAAUUAUAAAAUAAAAAAUCAGAUAAUGGAAGUUAAAGCAUUCAUCAAAGGCAAUAGAAUAAGUGUAUUCUCAGGUAAAGGCAAAAUUGAAGGAAUCAUGCCUGUUCCAAAGUAUAUAAAAAAAAUUCAGGAAACAGAAUCUAGUGAUUCAGCAGUAUCUCCAAUGCCUGGAAUAGUUGAUAAAGUAUUUGUUAAAAAGGGAGAUCAAGUAAAAGCAGGAGAACCUUUACUAACCAUCAUUGCCAUGAAAAUGGAGUAUGUGAUUAAAUCUCCGAAAGAUGGAACAAUUUCCGAAAUAUUACAUUCCAUAGGAGCUUCAGUUUCAAAAAAUACAAUUUUAGUUAAAUUUCAAGAAUAA